Glossina fuscipes is the source of this 1368-nucleotide messenger RNA. RefSeq names its product adenosine deaminase 2-like. Gene Ontology annotation, biological process: inosine biosynthetic process; adenosine catabolic process. NCBI's taxonomy places the organism in Eukaryota, Metazoa, Arthropoda, Insecta, Diptera, Glossinidae. The transcript is spliced from 6 exons. The record is from RefSeq and is a predicted model, not a curated record. Gene Ontology annotation, molecular function: adenosine deaminase activity. The annotation marks the transcript as partial.
AUGCUUGGAGUUAAAUUUAUAAUUAUUUUGGCUUUAUUUGGAGCCAUCACCUCAGCUGCUGACCAGGAGUAUUUGGGUACAGAUAGGAGGCACAGUUUGGGCGGCAAACUAGAAUUGACUGAGGAGGAAAAGGAAGUUAAUCGUAUAUUUAUGAAACAUAAAAAUAAUGAGCUAUCAUUAGCUUUUAAUGACACUUCGCAAAAUGCUCCGGCUAUGCAUUUCUUUAAAGCGAAAGGUGUUAUUGAAAAUAGUAUGGUGUUCAAAUUUUUGAAGAAAAUGCCGAAAGGUGGAGCGUUACAUUUGCACGCCUUAGCAUCAGUAUCACCCGAAUGGAUUAUAAAAAACAUUACUUAUCUUUCGGGUUUGAAAAAAUGUAUUAAUCGAGCAAAUGCUCCGGUGUUGACGUUCCGUCCCAAUGCUGAACCGCAUAAGUGUAAAUCCGAUUUCACGGACGUGAAUGAUGAACGAAAAUCCCAAAACGCUGAAGAAUACGAUAAGAACUUAGCGGCAGCUUUUAAUUUAUUUACUCCGACACCAGAAAAGGAUUAUCCUACGAUUAACAAGGUCUGGGGUAAAUUUGUGCAAAUGUUUUUUGGUUUGUGGGAUGCUGUACAAUACUUGCCAGCCGCUAAAGCUUUUUACUGGCGUUUGCUAGAGGAAUUGUAUGAGGAUAAUGUUAUGUACGCCGAAUUGCGUGUGGAAUUGUUUAGGUUGUAUACCGAGAAUGGGAGACUUGAUCGUGAACGAAGCAUUCUUCAGCUAUGGGAAGUUACGGAGCAAUUCAAGAAGGAACAUCCAGAUUUUUUGGGCGUCAGACUGAUUUAUACCGUCUUACGCGGUUCUAAGCCAGACGAGCUACAGGAAUAUUAUUCAAGAUUGAAAAACUACACCACUAGACAACCCGAUAAAUUAGUAGGUUUCGAUAUGGUGGGUCCAGAGGACUCGGAUCCGCGCUUACUAAGUUUCGCUGAUAAUUUAAUCGAAUUAUCAGAUAAGACGAAAUUUUUCUUCCAUGCUGGAGAAACCAAUUCUUAUGGUGAUACGGAUUUGAAUCUGGUGGAUGCUAUUCUUUUGAAUACUACACGAAUUGGAUUGGGUUACGCUUUGUCUAAACAUCCUCUGCUAAUGAAAAUAAUCAAAGAAAAAGAUAUACCUGUUGAAGUCUGUCCCAUAUCUAAUCAAGUUUUACAUUUAGUAAGCGAUUUACGAAAUCAUCCUGGAGCUAUUCUAUUAGCUAACAAUAUACCGAUGGUUAUAUCAAACGAUGCUCCCGCAUUUUGGGGUGUACAAGGUUUAAGUUAUGAUUACUAUUAUGCGAUCAUGAGUCUGGCCUCUAAUAAGGAUGGCUUAAGGACUCUGAAACAAUUG